UCCGCCUAGCUGGUUCUGUCAGACAGUAGCCUACUUCCUUGUUGGAAGUGAGACAGUACCUCUUAUAAUAAGCAACUUUUUUCAGAAAAGAUACGGCGUAGCUACUCUUUGAAGUCUGAACAUGUCCAAACCGCCUCCCAAGCCAGCCAAACCAGGCCAGGUCAAGGUGUUCCGAGCCAUGUUCACCUUUGACCCCCGAACGCCAGAUGAGCUCUACUUUGAAGAGGGAGACAUCUUGUAUAUCUCUGAUACGAGUGACAGCAAUUGGUGGAAAGGAACCUGCAGGGGAAGAACUGGCCUCAUCCCAAGCAAUUAUGUGGCCGAGCAGGCAGAGUCCAUUGACAACCCAAUGCACGAGGCAGCUAAACGAGGGAAUCUGAGUUGGCUACGUGAGUGUCUGGAGAACAAAGUGGGAAUUAAUGGUCUGGACAAAGCUGGGAAUACUGCCCUCUACUGGGGAUGCCACGGAGGACACAAAGAUGUGGUGGAGAUCUUGCUGGGGCAGUCUAGCGUUGAGUUGAACCAGCAGAAUAAACUGGGAGACACUGCUCUGCAUGCUGCCGCCUGGAAGGGAUACUCAGACAUAGUGGAGAUGUUACUGAAUAAGAAUGCCAGGAUGGAUAUUAAAAACAAUGAGAAGAAGCUGGCUCUGGAGAUGGCCACAAAUGCCCAGUGUGCCUCUCUCAUCAAGAGGAAACAAGGAGGCAGUGAGUCAUUUAGGCCAGAAGGUGGAAGCCUUACGCUAUUUCGGUUUCCCGGAAACUGAUGAAAGCCCUAGUCCCGGGACUCAAAAAUAUCACACGUACACACAGCAACGCCGAUGAAUACCUUGACGACGAAGACUCUGACUGAUUUCCCCCCUUUCGGAGUGGGCUAUCUCGGGCCUGUCUCAUGGGAUGGGGGGAGUUUGCAGUGUGUGGGACAUUAUUAGCUGGGUGGGGAGGGAGAAGGUGUUCGGAUACAUUCCAAUUUUUCCAAAUAUUUUCUGAACAACAAAUGUAAUAAAAGUAAUACAAGACAUAAUUAACAAUGUGAAUGGAACAUGGAAUUUAUAAAACCUUAGGGCUGUGGAGAGGUGACGUCUUUAUUAUUAAAUUCUGGUAGAUGAUUGGCUGUUCUAAAACCAAUAGCAUGGGUUCCACUGUCGUGCUAUCUGCGGGUGAGUCAGUGAUUGCUGACACCAGAGAGAUUGACAUGCGAUUAUUUCAUACAAAUAUCUCCUGGACUAAUCAUAUCUCCCAUUUGAAGGUGGUCUGAACCUGCAUCGCAGGAAGUGACCAUGUCGAGGCAGUUUUAUUUCUCUCUGGCACUAGUAAGCACUGGCUGGCAUAGAAAUGGGAUGAUACUGGAAAUCAUACUUCAUCCUGCCUUAACUUAACCUCAUUCUAAAAGCAUUGGAAUGCAUACAUAUGUCUGUCAAAGAAUUUUCUGCAUUGUCAAAUGUGAACUUUCAAAUAACCAAGGGCUGGGUUUUUUGUCGCCAAUCAUGUCAUCUCUCAUGGAAUACUGUAAUAUUAGAUGUGCUGUGCAAAACAUUUUCUUCCCCAAUAUCUUCACUUCACUGGGGAUUAGUAAAUUGCCACUGCAUUUUCUAUCUGUACUGUAGAAAGAAAAUGACAGUGCAUUUUCUUCAUGUACUGUAUGUUGUUCACACUGACCACUGCUCCACUGUUAAAAGAUAUGUCACUAAAAGUGCCUUAUGUGAAGAUAUAAUUUGUCUACAGGUGUGUAUGUGAAUAAGUCACCUGAUAUGUCUUUCAUAAAGAUGUGUUCAUUGUUGAUCUUUUCUGUCUAUCUGCUUUGUCUUUCCUGUCAGCUAUGCAAUAAAAUUAUUUUAUCUAAUGAUUUGA
This is a messenger RNA of Salvelinus namaycush (lake trout), 1850 nucleotides long. Its product is annotated as osteoclast-stimulating factor 1. Gene Ontology annotation, biological process: signal transduction. The transcript has 10 exons. Gene Ontology annotation, molecular function: protein binding. The record is from RefSeq and is a predicted model, not a curated record. NCBI's taxonomy places the organism in Eukaryota, Metazoa, Chordata, Actinopteri, Salmoniformes, Salmonidae. Bases 122 to 766 code for a protein of 214 amino acids.